UCAAUUUAGCGACGAGUGAGCUGGAGAACACAGCCCGGAGAGGCUGCUGCUUUCUGCUGGAAGACAGAAGAGGAACGUCCAGACGUCUUGUGUGAGAUGAGGUGGAGUCGUCAGGAUGUAGAAAAAUGCGAAGAAACUGGUGAGAAACACCUCAGUGUGCAAAACCAGACGUUUACUCACUUUAAUACCAACACAGGCGGUGAGGAGCAGUAGGAGGAGCAGUGAGCGGUGGAGGACUUUCUUUCUAAUGGAUAUAUUUUAACUGACUGACUGAGAGGACGCGGAUAAGUUGUGUUUGGACUGUUCUGGGGAGAAACAUUAGGAUAAAUAACUAACUAACGAGGUUGGUUAAAAGCUUUCUAGUCGUUUGACUGGACUAAGACAGUGUGUUUGAAGUUUUCUCACGGUGCCAGUGCUUUUUUGAGGGACUAAAGUUUCCAUUAAAUUAGCUAUAAAAUGUAAGUUAGAGGAAGGACAGGUCCAGCGGUCAGUGCUGCACUUUAUUUAUUUAUUUUUGCCUGUUUUGCCUUAGAAGUGCCUUGAACGCACGCUUUCGGUGUUUUUGUUUUGUAAACACACUUACACUCACUUUCCUCCCAAAGAUGAUGGACCUGCCGGGACCAGGCUCGUUUUAAACAGCAGGAGGAGGAGAAGACGCAACAGCAGCACCCAGUAAAAUGCUAUGAGGUGAGGUGAGGUGAGGAGACUGGAGAGAACCAUCACUGAUGCCUGGUGGACACUCACUAACUGUGAAACAAUGAGCAACGGUCCCAAUAUUGUCUACGAGUGGCUGAAGACCCUCCAGCUUUGCCAGUAUGUUGAGGCGUUUGUGGAUAAUGGUUACGACGACUUGGAGGUGUGCAAGCAGAUCGGAGACCCUGACCUGGACGCUAUAGGAGUCUUCAACCCUCACCACAGGCAAAAGCUUCUCCGUGCAGUGCGCAGACUGAGAGAUGAGGACAAGAAAGUGGCCCCAGGACUUUACUUCACUUUAGAACCUCUCCCUGGUGUCCCCAGUGUCGUGCACUCCUCUCAGGUGUGUGACACUGAAGUAAAAGACUCAAAAUCAUGGGUCACUCCUGCCUGGAACAGAAGAGGACUCAGCCCAGACUUUGGGCUUCCAAAUAAUAACAAUAAUAGUCUCUUGCUUGAACACCAUAUGGAUCCAGUGACCUACCCUAAACUCAAGCUGAAGAUUCUGAUCCGAGACAAACUCGUCAAGGAUGGUAUCGACCUGAGCAAGCCCCCCUACUCAUUUAAGGAUGGCUCUUUGGGAAACAUCGAGGACCUGGCCAAGGAGUACUCUGAAUAUUACAGCACCUCUUACAGUGACGUGUGUGAGAGGAUGGAGGAACUUCGAAAGCGGAAAGUAACUCAGGAGGCCGAAACGAAAAAAGCUGAAUCAACCUCCACAUCUCUUCAGCUGCGCUCAGAAAUCCAGGAGUCGCUGGGUCUGAGUGGUGCUGUGUCCCCUCAUGAGGUAGAGAGAAGGCUUUCGAUGCACAAGUCAAGUUCUGAAGACGGGUCUGGAGGGAGAUGGGACUCCAGAAAGAAAAAUAAAUCCUUCUGGCAAAAUUUCCGCAAGACACAGAAAGGCAUAAUGCGUCAAGUGUCAAAAGGUGAAGACCUGGGCUUUGUUGCCAGUGAGAUCACAAUGAGUGAUGAAGAGCGGAUCCAGCUGAUGAUGAUGGUGAAGGAGAAGAUGAUCACAGUGGAGGAGGCCUUGGCUCGGCUGAAGGAGUAUGAGACCCAAAGCAGGCAGUCAUGCAACACAGACCCAACCGUGUGGAUGGACCCCUCCAGUCCCUCUCUGAACGAGUCCUCCAACUGUGAUUCACGGGAACAGUCAGACGAUGAACUGGAGGAGUCGCUGGCUUUUCGCAGACUGCACAAAUUGGUCAACUCAACCCGCCGUGUGAGGAAGAAGCUCAUCAGAAUAGACGAGAACAAAAAAACCAUUUCUAAAGACUCUGAGGUCACCUGUGAAGACAACUCCUCUCUGUAUUCUGGGGUGCAAAAGCGAGUGGUCCAGGGUGAUGGACUGGCCUCUGUUCUGCAGGAGCAGCUCUCUGUGGAUGGAGAUUCAGACAGCUUGACCACCUCACCCUCCUCUAGCAGUCUGGAUACCUACAACAGCCACAAACUCUUCAAAGCCUUCAGCAAGUCCAGCAGCAGUCAGGGUUUGGGCCAGAUGCCCUCAGGCCCGAGUGGACCUGUCCCAGGGCUUGAUGCGGGCAGCGGCUCCUCUUUCUCUGAGGCAGAAGGCUGCAGUGAGGAUCAGCCUAGGAUGGCCCGCUCUGUAACUGAUGGAGAGAUGAGACGAUCCCUAAGCCCCUCCAAUUACCACGGAAGGGCCUGUAGCUUCGGAGGGUUUGACCUUGUGAACCGGUCUAUAUACAUGAGGGAAAACAGCUGCGACCCGAAUCAGAUUGAAAGCGGAGACAGCAUCAGGAGGGAUACAACGAGGUCACCCACUCCAUCCCGCAUUUCUCUGGGGAAGAAGGUGAAGUCGGUGAAGGAGACCAUGAGGAAACGCAUAUCCAAGAAAUACAGCGCUGCCCUGUCUGAACAGUCAAGCCCAAGCAGAGAGCCAGGCUCACCCCAGUCCCCGCACACACAUACUGACUCUCUGGAGAAACCCAAACUCAAGGCUGGAGGCUCUGUCGAGAGCCUGAGGAGCUCACUGAGUGGCCAGAGUUCUAUGAGCGGUCAGACAGUGAGCACCACAGACUCCUCAGCCAGUAAUAGGGAGAGUGUGAAAUCAGAGGAUGGUGAUGAUGACGAGCUGCCAUACAGAGGGCCUUUCUGUGGCAGAGCCCUCGUGCACACAGACUUUAUCCCCAGCCCAUAUGACACAGACUCCCUCAAACUCAAGAAAGGUGAUCUAAUAGACAUCAUCAGUAAGCCACCCAUGGGAACGUGGAUGGGCCUGCUGAACAACAAGGUGGGCACCUUUAAAUUCAUCUAUGUAGAUGUUUUGAGCGAGGAAGAGGAGAAGCCCAAGCGCAGCAGCAGGAAGAGGAGGCAGAGCCGGCCACCCAAACCCACAUCUGUGGAGGAGCUUCUGGAGCGCAUUAAACUUAAAGAGCACAUGCCCACGUUCCUGUUUAAUGGCUAUGAGGAUCUGGAUACAUUUAAGUUGCUGGAGGAGGAGGACCUGGAUGAGUUGAACAUCAGAGACCCUCAGCACAGAGCAGUGCUGCUUACUGCAGUGGAGCUGCUGCAGGAAUAUGACAGUAACAGUGAUCCUGAGCGUGGAGGGUCAUCGGGUUCUGAAGAGAAGGUUCUGUCAGAAAGUGGAGCCCCCCCAGACUCCCCCCGUGACUCUGGCUGCUAUGAGAGCAGUGAAACACUGGAGAACGGGAAAGACAAAAAGGCAUCUCAUUUAAGCAGGUCUUCAUCAGGCUUCGAGUCCAGUCACCUCCCAUCGCCUGAGUAUCCAACCCCACCCCCCAGCCAGUCCAGUGGGUCUACCAUUCGCAAUCCACAGUCUCUUCUGCUCACUUUUCAAACAACCACUGUCAAAGAUAUUCGCUUUGGUUUGGGCCACUGCCUGCUCAGAGCAAAGCACCUCAGCCACAGCUGUGAUGCACUGGUUGGCCUCUCUGCUCCUCAAGGGUUGUGGAAACGCUGUCUUUCCCUGGACGACCUUCUGCAGGAUCGGAUUCUCCACACAAAGUACCCAGAAGACCUGAGGCCUGCAGAUUCAGGGACUUGUGAUGGUGCAGUGCAGAGGCAAAGCCCUGCUGAGAUACAUGGCCUCACUAAAACUGAAAGCACAGACCUAGGUGCAGAUGAUGAGCUGCCUGCUAUUUCUCCUUCUGUUAAUCCCAUCACAGCAGAAGUAGAGGCUCAUGAAGACACUGCAGUUGCAGAAAAUGCUCCAUUAUACACACAUCACAUAAAGCCACCAGUUCCUCCCAAACCUCUACCACUGCCCUUCACUAAGGGUAAGGAGACAAGCCCUGAUGUUGCUCCAUGGUCCAGUAAACUCUUCAUGCAGAGGCUUGGGAAGAAACCUCAGCACAGCAAAGCAGCUGAUCUGGAGUCACUUGUUGAGGAAAAACUAAGCUUGGAUGGCAUUGACCUCACAGAGGAGCCCUUUUCUGAUAAGCAUGGCCGUUAUGGGGUCCCCUUGUCCCUUGUCCAGAGAUACUCUGAAGAUUUGGACAGGCCAUUGAGUGAUAUUGCAACAGUCUUGGAUGAGAUAAGAGUCCAGCAGCUUCGGAAACAGCACCGCAUGGCAAUCCCACUGAAAGGUUUAUCAGAAAUUUGUGUAAAGCUGUAAAUGCUUGAGCACACAAAUGCUUGAGCAAUGCUGGAUUUUCUGCCUUCUGGAUGAGAUCUUGGAUACAGCACACAUUCUACAACUGGGAGUGGAUCAUACAACCACUGAGAGACCACAAUGCCUGCCUUGAAUGCCAUCAUGAAUAUAAAUGCAGAAAGACUGACAUCAGAAUGUUUGCCUGGGACAGUAAUUCAUAGACUGUUGUAAAGGAAAGCUGUAUAUUUUUAAGCACUAGUGAAGCCAAUUAAGAUUUACAGAGAAAGAGCAGAGAACUCUCAGUUUUUCUCUCUCUCUUCUUGGGCAGAGGUUCAGAUGGUUUUUGGUUUUAGCGUACUCUGUUUGGAAACAUGUAGUUGUAAUGUUUCCAAAUUAGAUGAAAGUUUCUUACAUUACAUAAUUUACAAAUCAUGCAAACAAAUAAACAGUGUUGUGUUUAGCCAGGGAUUUUAUGCAGAGAUUCCCCAAAACUCAAACUGAUUGUUUAGUAGGAUGUUAUGAAUUGUGAACUACGACGAUUACCUUUCAAAUGUAAAUACAGAUUAGGAGCUCUCUGUGAUGAAUUGUGAAUUUGCAUUUGUUUUAAAAUGUCUUUAGUUUCAUUUGGGUUGAAAAUGAAUAAACUGAUGAGUGCGACUGAUUUAUAGAAAUAUUAUGAUUGUGAUUGUGUAAGGCAGCACAUCAGGGGCUGAAAUUGCAGGCUGCUGCAUAUGUAGCUACUGAACCUGAGGGGAAAAAUUGUUGUAUCCGUGUCAAAGCCGUGUUUACUUUUUUUUUUGUUUUUGUUGUUUUUUUUUUUUUAACAAACUACUUAUAUGUUGGGUCUCUGCAUUUAUUUCUGCUGGCAAGCUUGUUAUCUGCUGGCCUUGUCUGCUAUACAUGUCCUUAAACUGUUUGAAUGUCAAACUGAAUAUUUAUUUUCUGUUUUAAUGUAGCCUUUGAUCAUACUCAGUCUCAUUAUGCUCCUGAUUUCUAGUGAAAUGCUUCUGAUAUGUAGAAUGACAUCUGAUCCAUAAAUACAUGCGAGUGUGUGGACUGUAAAAAUGGGGUUAAAAUUCCUUUUCAUCAACAGGAUAAUAAAAAUGACAACAAA
Molecule: messenger RNA, 5378 nt
Organism: Astyanax mexicanus (Mexican tetra)
Lineage: Eukaryota; Metazoa; Chordata; Actinopteri; Characiformes; Acestrorhamphidae
Gene: sash1b
Product: SAM and SH3 domain containing 1b
Exons: 20
Coding region: 758-4288 (1176 amino acids)
Molecular function (GO): protein binding
Source: RefSeq, a predicted model, not a curated record